Messenger RNA from Aspergillus pseudonomiae, 1473 nucleotides. Its product is annotated as CaiB/BaiF CoA transferase family protein. NCBI's taxonomy places the organism in Eukaryota, Fungi, Ascomycota, Eurotiomycetes, Eurotiales, Aspergillaceae. Bases 239 to 1387 code for a protein of 382 amino acids. The record is from RefSeq and is a predicted model, not a curated record. Gene Ontology annotation, molecular function: catalytic activity. The transcript has 2 exons.
CGCAGGAUCAAGAGAAGGGAAGCCGAAGAGGAACUUCCUCUUGACCAUACGCUUCCCCGCACGUGUCCCCCGGACCUCGGUUGCGGAGUGUGCCUCAGCAUCUUUAUAAUUCAAGUAUGUGAUACUCGUCACAUCGCGGUCAAAUCUUCUGUUUUUCCUUUUCUAGUUGGAAGGGGUACCGCUUGUUAACUUCAGACCCAAGAGUUGACCGCGUAACUGUCUGAUCAAUUCAUACAGAAUGUCCACCACACUACCCCUCGCAGGAAUUCGCGUGGUCGAGCUUGCAGGCCUAGCUCCCGGUCCAUUUGCUGGACUAUUGCUUGCAGAUUACGGGGCGACCGUGCUGCGCAUCGAUCGGCCAAAUGCCGUGAGCAGCGAUCAGUUAACGCGUCGGAAAACCUCUAUCACCCUGGACCUACGAAACGCAGCAUCACACAGCGUCCUCCUUUCGGUGUUGGCCAAUGCCGAUGUCCUCAUCGACCCUUACCGCCCCGGCGUCUUAGAACGCCUGGGUCUUUCCCCAUCGGAGGUCCUCCUGAAGCUUAACCCUCGCUUGAUUGUGGCGCGCAUGACGGGAUUCCGACGAGACGGUAAAUACAAGGACAUGGCGGGUCACGAUAUCAACUACAUCGCGGUGUCGGGUGUCCUCUCCAUGCUGGGGCGAGCAGGUGAACCUCCUUAUGCCCCGGGUAAUAUCAUUGGCGACUUCGCGGGCGGAGGUGCCAUGUGUUUCAUGGGGAUAUUGCUGGCUCUGAUGUCGCGCACACGUACAGGGCGUGGCCAAGUCGUAGAGGCCAACAUGGUCGAUGGUUCCGCGUACCUAGCGGCGAUGCCGCGACUGAACCGACAAACACCGCUGUGGAGCGAGCCUCGCGGACAGAACACCCUAGACGGCGGCAGUCCGUUUUAUGACACGUAUGAGACCAAAGACAAGGGCAAGUAUUUCGCUGUUGGAGCGUUGGAGCCCCAAUUUUAUGCUGCGCUACUCAAGGGGCUCGGGUUCUGUUUGGAGGAACUUCCCUCACGCGACAAUAGAGAGAAUUGGCCGGCGCUCCGAGCGGCGUUUGCGAAGCGAUUCAAAGAGAAGACGCGAGCGGAGUGGGAAUCUAUUUUUGACGGCACUGAUGCUUGCGCGACACCAGUCUUGGAGCAGGAUGAGCUCGAGCAGGGGGGCUUUGAACAACGGCCUGCCGUUCAUCUCGUUGAUACGCCAGCACUGCCCAUUGCGGCCGACGAUGGGGGCUGGACGGGGGGUGGCCUGACCCCCGGGGAAGGUGGACAGGAGACGUUGGAGGCCUGGUUAGGAUGGAAAGAGGGUCGCGAAUAUGAUGUCAGAUCCGAUGGGGCCUUGAUGAAGACUGGAGAGGAGGGGAAGGCGAAGCUGUGAGGAUGAGAUGAUGAUACUAGUAAUACAAGGCGAACCAGAUAAUACGGUUGUAUGGGUUGAUCAACUUGAUUGUGUCCGCGGUUCGG